UGCUGUCACUCGCGCUCUCCGACUGAGCUCUGACCCUUUGUAGCAGCCAAAUUUGGGAGCAUCUCUCUGUCGUUGCAGCCAGCAAGCCUUUCGGUCUGCCCAUCAGACAGAUCACAUGGGUCCCGAGGUCACCUGCCCGUGGAAGGGCCACAUGCCUCGCUUACAGGUGAGGACCUGGAUCGAGCCGGUGGUGGCCUCCGCCCAGGUGGCCGGGUCCCUCUACGACGCCGGGCUACUCCUGGUGGUGAAGUCGUCCUUCGGGGCAGGCGGCUCCUCCAACCACAGCGCCAGUCCAUCGCCACGGGGGGCCGUGGAGGACCAACAGCAGAAGGCCAUCUCCAAUUUCUACAUCAUCUACAACCUCGUGGUGGGCCUGACGCCCCUGCUGUCCGCCUAUGGGCUGGGCUGGCUCAGCGACCGCUACCACCGCAAGAUCUCCAUCUGCACGUCGCUGCUGGGCUUCCUGCUGUCCCGCAUCGGACUGCUGCUCAAGGUGCUGCUGGAAUGGCCGGUGGAGGUGCUGUACGCGGCGGCGGCGCUCAACGGGCUGUGCGGUGGCUUAUCUGCCUACUGGUCCGGGGUCAUGGCGCUGGGAUCCCUGGGCUCCUCCGAGGGCCGCCGCUCCGUGCGCCUCAUCCUCAUCGACCUGGUCCUUGGCUUGGCGGGGUUCUGUGGGAGCAUGGCCUCAGGCCAUCUCUUCAAGCAGAUAGCUGGCCACUCUGGGCAGGGCCUGGUGCUGACCGCCUGCAGUGUGGGCUGUGCCACGUUUGCCCUUUUGUAUAGCGUCUUUGUGCUGAAGGUUCCUGAGUCUGUGGCCAAGCCCAGCAAGGAGCUCCUCACUGUGGAUACCGUGUCUGGCACGGUGGGCACCUAUCGUACCCUAGACCCUGACCAGCUGGACAAGCAGAGUGUGGUAGGGCACCCUUCUCCAUCUCCUGGAAAAUCAAAGCCCCCCAAAACCAUCAUUGCCCUGCUGUUUGUGGGUGCCAUCAUCUAUGACCUGGCAGUGGUGGGCACGGUGGAUGUGAUGCCCCUUUUUGUGCUGAGGGAACCUCUCAGUUGGAACCAAGUGCAAGUGGGCUAUGGUAUGGCCUCCGGGUACACCAUCUUCAUCACCAGCUUCCUGGGAGUCCUGGUCUUCUCCCGCUACUUCCGGGACACCACGAUGAUCAUGAUUGGGAUGGUCUCUUUUGGGUCAGGAGCCCUCCUCUUAGCCUUUGUGAAAGAGACAUACAUGUUUUACAUCGCUCGAGCCACCAUGCUAUUCGCGCUCAUCCCCAUCACAACCAUCCGAUCGGCCAUGUCUAAACUCAUAAAGGGUUCCUCUUAUGGAAAGGUGUUUGUCAUGCUGCAGCUGUCUCUCGCUCUGACUGGGGUGGUGACAUCUACCAUAUAUAACAAGAUCUAUCAGCUCACCAUGGACAAGUUUGUAGGCACCUGCUUUGCUUUGUCCUCCUGUCUCUCCUUCCUGGCCAUUGUCCCAAUUGGUAUCGUAGCCUAUAAACAAGUUCCAUGGUCACAAUGUGGAGACAGGACAGAGAAAUGAAGGUGUUCAUCUGCAGGAGCUGAAAACACCAGCAAUGACCAGGUCCCUUUGAAGACCAAGGAAAGAACCAGGGAAUUGGGGACCAAAGCAACUCACCGUCCAAGAAACCUGAGUUCCAGCCAGAGUUGGCCUCUGUAUGACCUGCUAUGGUUCAGUGGUCCCUGAUGGGUGGGGAAAAAGCAUUUUCUGGGUGAUGGAAGAACCUUCUCAGCUUUCACAUGCAUCAGUUAGGCAGAGAUUAGAUUCUGUGGGUAGGGGCUGCACACACAGGCACCCCAGGCUCUAGAAGGGGCUCAGGCUCCAGCUGCAGCCAGAUAGCCCCUUUCUUGCAGGGAUUGUCUUGAAAGCUGGGUGUUGUGCAAGGAGUCCCCAUGCAGGACUCAAAGCUGCAUUUUCACCUGCCUGAGGGGAAUGUGAAGGGACAUUCUGUAAAAACUGCCAACA
Molecule: messenger RNA, 1990 nt
Organism: Castor canadensis (American beaver)
Lineage: Eukaryota; Metazoa; Chordata; Mammalia; Rodentia; Castoridae
Gene: Slc46a2
Product: solute carrier family 46 member 2
Biological process (GO): transmembrane transport
Cellular component (GO): membrane
Molecular function (GO): transmembrane transporter activity
Source: RefSeq, a predicted model, not a curated record